Oldenlandia corymbosa var. corymbosa is the source of this 933-nucleotide messenger RNA. The record is from the annotation of a GenBank genome assembly. Lineage: Eukaryota; Viridiplantae; Streptophyta; Magnoliopsida; Gentianales; Rubiaceae.
AUGGAGGCUGACAGGUUGAAUGCUCCUGACACGUCAGCAAUCAUGUUUGAAGUUCUGGGGCAUCAGCUUCAGUUUGCGCAGGAUCCAAAUUCCAAGCAUCUUGGAACUACAGUAUGGGAUGCUUCAAUGGUAUUCGCGAAAUUUCUGGAAAAAAACUCUAGGAAGGGAAAAUUUUGCCCAUGUAAACUGAAAGGAAAACGAGUACUUGAACUUGGGGCAGGUUGUGGAGUUGCAGGUUUCAGCAUGGCUCUACUUGGUUGUGAUGUCAUUUCAACAGAUCAGACUGAAGUCCUGCCAUUGCUAAUCAGAAAUGUUGAACGCAAUACUUCCAGGAUAAUGCAAGCAAAUCCUGGAUCAGAUUUUUUUGGUUCCAUUGAGGUUGCAGAGCUGAACUGGGGCAAUGAAGACCAUAUAAAGGCUGUGGAUCCACCAUUUGACUACAUCCUGGGCACUGAUGUGGUUUAUGCGGAGCACCUUUUGGAACCACUGUUGAAGACAAUUCUUGCACUAUCUGGACCGAAAACCACAAUUAUGUUGGGAUAUGAAAUUCGUUCUACAAAUGUCCACGAACAAAUGCUUGACCUAUGGAAGAGAAAUUUUGAGGUGAAAACUGUUCCCAGAUCAAAGAUGGAUACUGAGUAUCAACACCCCGAUAUACACCUCUACAUGAUGACUCUAAAACCCUUAGAAGCAGGGGCAAGAGUCAGAGGACAAUGUGCUGAUCAGCAAAUUGAAGAGACUGAUGCAGCCGAUGAAGUCAAGGUUGAUGAUAGUGGCAUUGUUGACGAGGCUGAUGACUUUAAACUUGAAGAAGCUAAGAGUGAAGACAUAGUCCAACUUAAGUAUCUUCCAAAUGAAAAGCUUAGUGAAUGGGAAGCAAGAAGAUAUGGUGCUAUGGCUGCUCGGCUUCUUCGAGAUGUCAAAAUAUCAUAA